Daphnia pulex (common water flea) is the source of this 1398-nucleotide messenger RNA. RefSeq names its product gastric triacylglycerol lipase-like. The record is from RefSeq and is a predicted model, not a curated record. Gene Ontology annotation, biological process: lipid metabolic process. Bases 1 to 1398 code for a protein of 465 amino acids. Lineage: Eukaryota; Metazoa; Arthropoda; Branchiopoda; Diplostraca; Daphniidae. The transcript has 8 exons.
AUGAGUGGCCGUAUCUCUGCCCUUGUGUGUUUGACGUUAAUCAUAGCCAAAGUGCAACUGUGCUGGUCUCUAGACUUGAUUAGAACUAAUCAUCCUCGACCUAGUCAUCAGUUCCAGCACCGUAAUAAGCUCGAUUAUCCGUGGCUGGCCAAACAGCAGUUACUAUCACAAACAGUUGCCAACGUACCGGUGUUUGACGAAGUGAUGACGCCGUUUUUGGCCAAGGCGCAGAAAAAAGAUAAAACACCGCUGCCGGAUAAUCCUGAAGCCAGGAUGACAUCGAUUGAAAUUAUAACUGGUAGAGGUUACCCUGCUGAAACCUAUUCAGUGGUUACCAAAGACGGCUACAUCCUGGAACUUCAUCGUAUUCCUCACGGAAAAGGAAUCAACUCAGGUCCACCUUACGGCAAACCCGUUCUUCUCCAGCAUGGAUUUGGCGGCAGUUCCGCUGACUGGCUCAUCAGCCCAACCGAUCGAAACUUGGCAUUUCAACUGGCGGAUUCGGGAUUUGAUGUCUGGAUUUCGAACGCCCGCGGAAAUACUUACUCCCGGAAGCAUCAAUACCUCGAUCCGUCUGAAGAGGCAUUUUGGAAUUUCUCAUGGGACGAAAUGGGAAAAUACGACAUUCCCGCCGUCGUUGAUUUCGUUCUGGCCAAAAAUGGAAUCGCAGAUGGGAAAUUGAGCUAUAUAGGCUAUUCCAUGGGAGCUUCCAUGUUCUUCGUGGCAGCCAUCGCCGAUCCGCAAUUCAAUUCCAAAAUCCAAAUGAUGAUAGCCCUGGGCCCAGCUGUUUCUUUGGCCCACAUUGCUAGUCCAGUCGUUCGAGCCAUCGCUCCCCUUAUUAAAUACAUUGAGUUUCUCUUCCGCAUUUUACGGGUGCGAAAUUUCAUGUUCAACGACAUGAGGCUCAACAAAAUGAGGGGAAGCUACUGCGUUCAAAAUUACUUGCGCGCCGCAAUCUGCCGCAACAUUCUCUUUCUCAUCGUUGGACACGAUAACGGACAUUUCGAUCUGAAUCUGUUGCCUGUGAUCGAUGGCCACCUACCAGCAGGCACAUCCGUCCGCACUGGAGCCCAUUUCGCCAUGAAUCACAAUUCAGGCGAAACAUUUAGCGCUUAUAACUACGGAUAUUUCGGAAACUUGCGACAUUAUGGAUCGCUCAGACCUCCUUCAUACGAUCUAAGCAAAGUCACGACGCCUGUCUAUCUCUUUUAUGGCUCAAGUGAUUAUUUGUCGACGAGUGAGGACGUUGCCUGGCUAUCGCGUCAGUUGCCAAAUCUCAAAGAGUUGAUUAAGGUAGACGACACGCAUUACAAUCAUUUCGAUUUCCUCUGGGCCAAGGAUAACAACCGGCUUCUCAACAGCCGCAUCAUUAGCAUUUUACCUCCACCAGCAGCAUAG